Messenger RNA from Exophiala xenobiotica, 1087 nucleotides. RefSeq lists its product as uncharacterized. Gene Ontology annotation, biological process: regulation of actin filament polymerization; Arp2/3 complex-mediated actin nucleation. Gene Ontology annotation, cellular component: cytoplasm; actin cytoskeleton; Arp2/3 protein complex. The record is from RefSeq and is a predicted model, not a curated record. Bases 216 to 791 code for a protein of 191 amino acids. NCBI's taxonomy places the organism in Eukaryota, Fungi, Ascomycota, Eurotiomycetes, Chaetothyriales, Herpotrichiellaceae. Gene Ontology annotation, molecular function: actin filament binding. The transcript has a single exon.
CACCUUGCCCGUCCACAUCGACGAACCGCCUGCACUACCACCCCUUGCUACAGGCCCCGACAACACUGAUUGCGCCUAGAAGCAGACCUGCGAUCGUACCUUUUUUCCGAAUACGAAGUGUCUGCUCUUGCCGCACCAGCGGCUUCCUGCGCCCAGCCGAAUCUGAAAUAGCCAACCCAACCCACGCCCUGCAGGAGUCCAGAAAGUCCCUCACCAUGGCGAACAUAAACUGGCGGACGAUAAACGUCGACGCAUACGACCCGGAGUCGGCGCUGAACUUUCCCAUGACCACACUUCUCCCCGCCAACCUUCCUGCGCCCUCCACAUCCGCCGAGUCAGCCCAGAUAGGCCAACAAGUCCGUCAACUUCUCCGCGCAGGCGACAGUCUAGGAGCCCUACAAUCUGCGCUCGAGACCGCCCCUCUCGCCGGCGACGAAUCCUCAAAGCAGGUACACCUUAGCACCGUCCUGGAAGUACUGCAAGGCAUCCGGCAGAGCGACGUAAGCAGGAUAUUGAACGAAAUGCUCAAACAACCUGGCGGAACGGCCCUGGGCGAUACACUGAUGAAAUACAUUUACAAAGGCAUGGCGAGUGGAGCGGGCGGGAGUGGUGGCAAAGGCAUGAGUCCCCAGGCGACAGGGUCCGGGUUCACUCAAAUACAGGCGAGAAACUUCGGAGAAGGUGGUGGCGGGCAGGUCAUGAGCGUGCUCCUCAGCUGGCAUGAGAAGUUGACGGAGGUUGUAGGCGUCGGAGGGAUCGUCAGAGUCAUGUCUGAUCGAAGGACGGUAUGAGAAGCUGGAAAGUGGCAAUGUUUUUUGCUUUCUACAGAAACGCUCAAGAUCAGAAUACGAAAAGGUGGAUCGAUGUCCGAGGAAGACCUUCUUCCCAAGUCUGCCAGGCAGGAUAGACCAGCCAACUCAAGCGGCCUGCGGAUGAUAUUGUAUGACUUCCAACAAUAAAAAUGCAUCCUGGGGUAUCGAAAAGGUCACGCCUGAUAUGUGCCUCAACUCCAUCCGGCUAGCAAAAGACUUGUUCAACAAUCAACCCUCCCAAUCCCAAUGACCAUCCAAUAACUCAACUCCCUCUU